Cucumis melo (muskmelon) is the source of this 2223-nucleotide messenger RNA. RefSeq lists its product as uncharacterized. The transcript has 2 exons. Bases 1 to 2223 code for a protein of 740 amino acids. Lineage: Eukaryota; Viridiplantae; Streptophyta; Magnoliopsida; Cucurbitales; Cucurbitaceae. Gene Ontology annotation, molecular function: protein dimerization activity. The record is from RefSeq and is a predicted model, not a curated record.
AUGGAGAAAUAUUUUAAAAGAAAAUUGAUGGAACCAUCAUCUCCUUUGAAGAAAAGUAAUAAUAGUAAUGAAAGGUCCAUCACUGAAGUAAAAUUAGAAGAUUUACCAGCAGAUCCUGGUCUAAGGAUUAGAAUUCUUGAUUACAAUUGUAAUAUUCGUGAUGUAGUUCGUAGAGCAUAUCUACAAAAAGGACCUUGCCAACCUCGAAAUCAUACUUUUCCGUUGAAGAAAUUCGGGUCACAGUCAAGAAGAUUUAAUCCAAUUUGGUUUACUGGAUAUCCUAAUUGGUUGGAAUAUAGUAUUUCAAAAGAUGCUGCCUACUGUUUAUGUUGUUAUUUAUUCAAACCAGAAGUUGGAGAACAAUCAGGACGUGACCAUUUUGUUGGUGAAGGAUUUUCAAAUUGGAAGAAAAAAGAGAAAUUGCAAACUCAUGUUGGAGGACCAAAUAGUGCACAUAACCAAGCUUGGGGCAAAUGUCUUCCAUUUCGUGGGCAUGAUGAAACUGAAGAUUCAAAAAAUCAAGGUAACUUUCUUGAACUCCUACAAUGGUUAUGCAACCAUAAUAAAGAUAUUGAAGUCGUUUCUUUGAAAAAUGCUCCUGAAAACUUGAAAUUGACUGCACCAGACAUCCAAAAAGAUAUUGUGAAUUGUAUUGCAGUAGAAAUUGUCAAUUCAAUCAUACAAGAUAUUGGUGAUAAGUUGUUUUCAAUUUUGAUUGAUGAGUCGAAGGAUAUAUCUUCAAAGGAGCAAAUGUCAAUUGUGUUGAGAUAUGUAGACAAAGGGUGUGUGAUUGAGCGAUUUGUCGGUAUUGUACAUGUUACUGAUACAAGUUCUUUAUCACUUAAAGAAGCUAUUGAUGGAUUCUUUUCUAUACAUGGAUUAAGCAUGACAAGUUUGCGUGGACAAGGUUAUGAUGGAGCAAGCAAUAUGCGAGGAGAAUUUAAUGGAUUGAAAACAUUAAUUUUGAGAGAAAAUGAAUGUGCAUUUUACAUUCAUUGUUUCUCUCAUCAACUUCAAUUAGCUUUGGUAGCUAUUGCAAAAAAUCAUGUAGAGAUCGUUGGUCUUUUUCUUUUAGUUGUAAAUGUGGUGAAUGUUAUUGAUGCAUCAGCAAAACGUCGAGACAUGUUAAGAGAGAAACAUAGUGCCAACACUUUUGAAGCUCUGAAUAAUGGUGAGCUGUCAAGUGGAAGAGGAUUAAAUCAGAAAACAAUUAUUAAACGACCAGGAGAUACACGGUGGGGAUCACACUACAUCACUUUGGUGAGAUGUAUUUCAAUGUUCUCAUCCAUUUGUGAGGUACUUGAGAUAAUCAUAGAUGAUGGAUCAAAUUCUGAACAAAAAUAUGAAGCAAAGGUUCUAAUGAAUUCAAUCCAAUCAUUUGACUUCGUUUUUCAUGUGCAUCUUAUGAAAACUAUCUUGGGAAUCACAAAUGAUUUAUCUCAAGUACUACAGAGAAAAGAUCAGGAUAUUGUGAAUGCAAUGAAUUUGGUCAAGAUUUGUAAAGUAAGAUUACAGUUAAUGAGAGAAUCAGGAUGGCAAUCAUUGUUGGAUGAAGUUUCAAGUUUUUGUAAUAAGCAUGGUAUUCUAAUGCUUAAAAUGGAUGAUGCAUUUUUAGUUCGAGGGAGGCAAAGACGAAAUUCUCAAGAAAUCACAAAUAUAUAUCAUUAUCGUGUUGAGAUUUUUUAUGCAGUUAUUGACAUGCAACUUCAAGAGUUAAAUAAUCGUUUCAGUGAGAAAAGCACCGAGUUGCUUCUUUGUGUGGCAUGUCUCAAUCCAAGCAACUCAUUUACUGCUUUUGACAGACAAAAGCUCAUUUGCCUUGCACAAUUUUAUCCUAGAGAUUUUUCAACUACGAAGCUUCUUAUUCUUGAAGAUCAGCUUCAAAAUUACAUCAUUGAUGUGUGUUCAGAUAAUAUGUUUGUUGGGUUAACAAGUAUUGGUGAUCUUUCUCAAAAAAUUGUGAUAACAGCUAAAGAUAAAGUUUACCCAUUAGUCUAUCGGUUGCUUACCUUAGCAUUGAUCUUACCAGUUACAACGGCUACCGUGGAGAGGACAUUUUCUGCUAUGAGCAUUAUAAAGACUCAGUUGCGUAAUCAAAUGAAAGACCAAUGGAUGAAUGAUUGUCUUGUAGCAUAUAUUGAGAGAGAUUUAUUUGAUAAGAUAGAUAAUGAAGCUAUUAUGUAUCGAUUUCAAAAUAUGAAAUCUCGUAGGGGACAAUUGUGA